Molecule: messenger RNA, 2757 nt
Organism: Myotis brandtii (Brandt's bat)
Lineage: Eukaryota; Metazoa; Chordata; Mammalia; Chiroptera; Vespertilionidae
Gene: PRKCI
Product: protein kinase C, iota
Exons: 17
Coding region: 27-1709 (560 amino acids)
Biological process (GO): protein phosphorylation
Molecular function (GO): protein binding; diacylglycerol-dependent serine/threonine kinase activity; ATP binding
Source: RefSeq, a predicted model, not a curated record
AACGCCCUUUCUUUUUCAGGGAUAUCAUGAUAACACACUUUGAACCUUCCAUCUCCUUUGAGGGCCUUUGCAAUGAGGUUCGAGACAUGUGUUCUUUUGACAAUGAACAGCUCUUUACCAUGAAAUGGAUCGAUGAGGAAGGAGACCCGUGUACAGUAUCAUCUCAGUUGGAGUUAGAAGAAGCCUUUAGGCUUUAUGAGCUAAACAAGGAUUCUGAACUCUUGAUUCAUGUAUUUCCUUGUGUACCAGAACGUCCUGGAAUGCCCUGUCCAGGAGAAGACAAGUCCAUCUACCGCAGAGGUGCACGCCGCUGGAGAAAGCUUUAUUGUGCAAAUGGCCACACUUUUCAAGCCAAGCGUUUCAACAGGCGUGCCCACUGUGCCAUCUGUACUGACCGGAUAUGGGGACUUGGACGCCAGGGAUAUAAAUGCAUCAACUGCAAACUCUUGGUUCAUAAGAAGUGCCACAAACUUGUCACAAUUGAAUGUGGGCGACAUUCUUUACCACCGGAACCAAUGAUGCCCAUGGAUCCGUCAUCCAUGCACUCAGACCAUGCACAAACAGUAAUUCCAUAUAAUCCGUCAAGUCAUGAGAGUUUGGACCAAGUUGGUGAAGAAAAGGAGGCAAUGAACACCAGGGAAAGUGGCAAAGCAUCAUCCAGUCUAGGUCUUCAGGAUUUUGAUUUGCUCCGGGUAAUAGGAAGAGGAAGUUAUGCCAAAGUACUGUUGGUGCGAUUAAAAAAAACAGAUCGUAUCUAUGCAAUGAAAGUUGUGAAAAAAGAGCUUGUCAAUGAUGAUGAGGAUAUUGACUGGGUACAGACAGAGAAGCAUGUUUUUGAGCAGGCAUCCAAUCAUCCUUUUCUUGUUGGGCUGCAUUCUUGCUUUCAGACAGAAAGCAGAUUGUUCUUUGUCAUAGAGUAUGUAAAUGGAGGAGAUCUAAUGUUUCAUAUGCAGAGACAAAGAAAACUUCCUGAAGAACAUGCCAGAUUUUACUCUGCAGAAAUCAGUCUAGCAUUAAAUUACCUUCAUGAACGAGGGAUAAUUUAUAGAGAUUUGAAAUUGGACAAUGUAUUGCUGGACUCAGAAGGACACAUUAAACUCACUGACUACGGCAUGUGUAAGGAAGGAUUACGGCCAGGAGAUACAACAAGCACUUUCUGUGGUACUCCAAAUUACAUUGCUCCUGAAAUUUUAAGAGGAGAAGAUUAUGGUUUCAGUGUUGACUGGUGGGCUCUUGGAGUACUAAUGUUUGAGAUGAUGGCAGGAAGGUCUCCAUUUGAUAUCGUUGGGAGCUCUGAUAACCCUGAUCAAAACACAGAGGACUAUCUCUUCCAAGUUAUUUUGGAAAAACAAAUUCGAAUACCACGUUCCCUGUCUGUAAAAGCUGCAAGUGUCCUAAAGAGUUUUCUCAACAAGGACCCAAAGGAACGAUUGGGUUGUCAUCCUCAAACAGGAUUUGCUGAUAUUCAGGGACACCCGUUCUUCCGAAAUGUUGACUGGGAUAUGAUGGAGCAAAAGCAGGUGGUACCUCCCUUUAAACCAAAUAUUUCUGGGGAAUUUGGUUUGGACAACUUUGAUUCUCAGUUUACUAAUGAACCUGUCCAGCUCACUCCAGAUGAUGAUGAUAUUGUGAGGAAGAUUGAUCAGUCUGAGUUUGAAGGCUUUGAGUACAUCAAUCCUCUUUUGAUGUCUGCGGAAGAAUGCGUCUGAUCCUCGUUUCUCAACUGUGCAUUUUGCUCGUGUUGCCAUUUAAUGCAUGGAAAACUCAUUACCAGCCUGGAUAUGAUGAACCAUUUGAUAUUUGCCAACUACAAAAAAGCGCUCAAUAUCUUGUAUUUGUUGACUGUAAGAGUCAAUUAUUACAUAUAAAUUUAACUAUGGAAAAAAAAGAGACUAGUUUCCAGACAAUCGUGUCAAAAUUCAGUUUUACUGGUAGUCUAGCAGCCUACUGAUGAGUAACAAAGUUGUCUUUUUCCUUUGAAGAAACUACUUACCACUGCUUUUCAAAAGAGUGUCUGUUGCAUUAAGGCACAUGGUGGUAUUACAUCAUAAGCCUCCCUGUGAUUUUUGUCAUACUUCCUUUUAAGUAUUUAAUUUUGGAAUAAAAAGAUUAAUUCAAAAUAUAUUACCUGUUAGUGUAUGAAUUCUUUGUGUUUAAAAAUUCAGCUGUAAAUUUUAUCAUUGCCUUGGAUAAUUACUGAUUUUUAAGGUAGCAAUUGUUAAGUUGACUGAUAAUAAAAGGUAUUACUUGCUAAAAAUUGGGGAAUACAGAUUCUUCUUGAGGAAAAAGUUAGGCACAUUUUAUUAAGAAUCAGAUUCCAAAUCAUUAGCUGUUUUUGAGUUCUUUUGUAUAAGAGGGGUUAGUUUCUGAGCUAGUCCCUUUAGCCAGAACUUUAGCUGGAAUGUGAACAAAUGUAGUUCAAAGGAUCCACGAUGUAGCCGAAUGGAAAAGUUCUCAGUAUAUAGGAAGGAAAAAUAGAAAUUUAAAGGAUAUAUAAAAAAAGUGCAAUGGUAAUAUUUAUUUCUUAUUGGAGAGUAAUCUCACAGUUGCUUUUGUGAUUUGAUUAAAUAAGGAGGCACUUAUUACAAAACUUGUAAAAGCAUUCUAUUUAUCUAAUGGAGACGGAAUGUAUACUAUUUGCCCUUAUAAUUUAGUAUACAAGAAAAUAAUUUACCUUCCAAACAUACUUACUUCCUACUCCAAAACACAUUAUCCACACUUUUGGACCCUGUUUAUGGAGUCUGCAGUGAAAUCCAU